Polypterus senegalus (gray bichir) is the source of this 1473-nucleotide messenger RNA. RefSeq lists its product as uncharacterized. The transcript is spliced from 2 exons. NCBI's taxonomy places the organism in Eukaryota, Metazoa, Chordata, Cladistia, Polypteriformes, Polypteridae. The record is from RefSeq and is a predicted model, not a curated record. The coding region runs from base 521 to 1225 and encodes 234 amino acids.
CCUGCCUGAUACAAGGCAGGGACCCCAAAAAAAUAAUUUUGUGGGCAGUCCAGAACAGCAGGUUAGCCCAUACACGCGCCGCGGGAGCGGCACACGCACGACCCUGCGGGACUGAAUUGCCUCACGGACCGCCACCGGUCCACCAACGGACUAUAUUCCCGUGGUGCGGGGUAACGUGAAAAGACGUUGCCGAACUGCAGCGGGCUCCUGCAGGCCCACUGUCGCGGAGGACAUUCUGGAUGGCAGCGCGGCGAGGACGCCGCCCCAGAGAGAGAGGCGGGAGGUGAGUGCCCUGCCCCAUGGCAAACGGCCCUGCGGGGGCACACUUACUUUUUGUGUUGCAGGCAGGGACUGCCCGGAUCCGCAUCGGUGGCAACAGCAUGCCGAUCCUCGGGCUGUCGUCGACGCAGAGGCAGCAGCACGAGGGGCUGCAAAGACGGAGUCGCUGCAGCUCGACAGGCCGCAGCAGCUGAGAAGCUGCUUGGAGCGACAUCACCGCACCAGGAGAAACAGAGCCAAAAUGGCCAAGGACCGGAAGUCUCACUCUGAGGCGGGCACGGGAAUGGUUGGUGUGUCUGGUGUGCCUGCCGAUGAUUGGAUGGAGGCGGGCCUCAGGAAUGUCAAUCCCGUGUUGAAGAAGCACUCGAUGGGGCCGGAGGAAGAGCACCGCAGGGGGUGGCCGGCGGAUCUGCCUGACUGCAAGGUAGGGCAGCCGUCGGAUAACCCUUUGUGCUUGCAGGUAAUACGCAUCAUCCGUAAAUGUUUGAUGGAGCUGGAGGUGAAGGCAAACUCGUCCAUGAAGACGCUACGACAGUGGGCAGAUCGGCUCAGCGCUGGAGACUUCAGCCGGAUCGACGCGGCUGGGAAGUACGGGAUGUGUUGCUGGGUGCACACGUCUGAGGAAUGGCUGUCCUCUGCGGAGGCAGAGGGAGAAUCCUGGGCAGCUGGAGGAGCGCCUGCGAGAGCAGUCCCGGCAAUGAAGAACGGACGGGCAUGGAACCCACGGCGGAGGCACCGAUCAGGCAAGUCAAGGGCUAGCAACAGGGGGGGAGCGCUGCAGGCGUGGAGAUCGAAGGGACUCCCGGUACGAGUGUCCAGGCAGCGCUUCUGGCCCUCCCUUUUGUUUCUUCGCAGGUUUGAAGCCCCGACAUGCCGUUGGACCUACCCCGUUGGGAACCUGCCCUCCUGGAACGGGCUGCUCCGUGGGGAGACUCUCCACUGGUGACCGGAUGGUGCCCCGACUGGCGGGGACUGUAGAGGCGAGAGCGGUGCAGACCAGAGGGGCGAGAAGGCCUCGAAAUGGGUGCCGAAGUGGUGCAUCCCAGGAUCCUGUGGUGGGCCCUGGGUAUGGAGUAGGACUCACUCCGGGGAUGUACUGCCCUCUCGGGAUGUAUCGCUCUGAUGGACGGGUCUUCACUGGCAGUGGGGCACUGUCACGGGCGGCUGGGGGUGGAGCCUAGCCGGGACGCCCAA